Nanorana parkeri is the source of this 1120-nucleotide messenger RNA. RefSeq names its product radial spoke 3 homolog (gene RSPH3). The transcript has 9 exons. The record is from RefSeq and is a predicted model, not a curated record. Bases 86 to 1111 code for a protein of 341 amino acids. Gene Ontology annotation, cellular component: cilium. NCBI's taxonomy places the organism in Eukaryota, Metazoa, Chordata, Amphibia, Anura, Dicroglossidae.
GGAAGUUUGUCUUGUGCAGAUCUUAGAUUAAAGCACCUUCUGAUAUCCUGAGCUCACUACAAAGAUCUUCAAGCACUUUACAGCCAUGACGUCUUUAAUGCCAUCUCAGAAAGAUAUGGGAAGUGGAACAUACACAUUCUCCAGCCAUCCCAGGGUGGUUCAAAACCGGCAUAAAUACAGGACAAUACCACCCCCUACGACUGAAGAGACAUAUAUAUAUGGAAAUAUUAUGUAUGAUAGAAGAGUGGUGCGAGGUAACACAUAUGCGCAGCAUAUACUACCACUGGCAGCUCAACCAGAUCCAGUGGAGCUUCAGAGGGCACAGGAAACCCGUAGGAGAGCACUGGCAAAGAAACGUGCCAGAGAACUGUUGAGACUUAGGACCCCAGAGCCAGUGGAAGGCCGGAAACACAUCGAUGUGCAGACAGAGCUUUACUUGGAAGAACUGAGUGACCGUGUUGAAGAGAAAGAUAUGGAAUGCCAGACGGAUGCCUUUUUGGAUAGACCAGCUACACCUCUGUUUAUUCCAGCAAAGACAGGAGCUGACGUUGCCACUCAGAUCUUGGAAGGAGAACUUUUUGACUUUGAUCUGGAGGUUAAACCACUGCUGGAGGUGUUGAUUGGCAAAACAAUUGAGCAGGCUUUACUUGAAGUAAUGGAGGAAGAGGAACUUGCUAACUUAAGAGCACAACAGCAUGCCUUUGAGGAGCUGCGCAAUGCUGAACUUGCUGAGGCACAGCGUCUUGAAGACCAAGAGAGAAGACACCGGGAAGAAAAGGAACGGCGCAAGAAGCAACAAAGGGAAAUGCUGCUGAAAGAAAAGGAGACAGCAGAGAAGGUGGCGUCAAGGGCAUUUGCACAGCAGUAUUUGGCUGACCUCAUUCCAUCUGUGUUCAGCAGCCUAAGGGAUAAUGGAUAUUUCUAUGACCCCGUAGAAAGAGAUGUGGAGUCCGUAUUCAUGCCAUGGCUUAUGGAUGAGUUGGAGAAGGCACUACAGAAGAAUGACUUGGGAAGAACUAUUCUUGAUAUAUUAAUAAGAGAAGUCAUAGGAAAAAGAACUGAUGAUUCCAGAAGAGUGGAGUUGCAAGAAUCCACAACAUCAGAAGCAUAAGAGAAGGAG